Aspergillus melleus is the source of this 2662-nucleotide messenger RNA. RefSeq names its product GTPase required for pre-60S ribosomal subunit nuclear export and maturation, variant 2 (gene NOG2). The coding region runs from base 79 to 1356 and encodes 425 amino acids. The record is from RefSeq and is a predicted model, not a curated record. Gene Ontology annotation, molecular function: GTP binding. NCBI's taxonomy places the organism in Eukaryota, Fungi, Ascomycota, Eurotiomycetes, Eurotiales, Aspergillaceae. Gene Ontology annotation, cellular component: nucleolus. The transcript is spliced from 2 exons.
GCCACUUUUAUUUUCUUCUACUCAUUAUUUCUUUCACCCUUUUUUACAGAUUCUCUCUCUCAGAGAGUAGGAUUCACCAUGGGUACAGGAAAGAAAGAAGCCACUCGUAAAGAGCGGCAGGGGAAGGUUGGAGACGGCAUGGGCAAUGUCAAGGUCAAGGGUGAAAAUUUUUACAGAGAUGCGAAGAAGUUGAGGACCUUGAACAUGUUUAAGGAUGGCAAAGCCCAACAUGACGCUGCUGGAAAUGUUACCAAGGCCGCCUCCUACCAAUCGAGAGAUGCCCCCGUUGCUAGGAUUGAGCCUCACCGUAAAUGGUUUGGUAACACUCGAGUGAUAUCUCAAGAGGCUUUGACCUCGUUCCGUGAGGCGGUUGCCGAGCGUGCUUCCGACCCCUACCAGGUUCUUCUCAAGACCAAUAAGCUCCCCAUGAGUCUGAUCAGAGACGGUCAAGGCGUCAAUGGGCUGAAACAGCAUGAGGCGAAAAUGGCCAUCGAGACGUCGCCGUACGGUGAUACUUUUGGGCCUAAGGCUCAGAGAAAGCGUGUCAAGCUUGGUGUCUCGUCGCUCGAGGACCUGGCUGGCGAGACGGCCAAGAAACAUGAUGCUUAUAUCGAGAAGACGGACACGGGUCUCCAUGAAGAUGGGACACCCAUUGUUUCAGGAGAUGUGAAUCAAGAGGAUAACAUGCUCGGCGAAGCCGCUAUUUCACGCGAAGCCGUCUUCUUGAAGGGUCAAAGCAAGCGAAUCUGGAACGAGCUGUACAAGGUCAUCGAUUCUUCCGACGUGGUCAUCCAUGCGCUCGAUGCGCGUGACCCUGAGGGUACUCGUUGCCGAAGCAUUGAGAAAUAUAUCCGCGAGGAGGCUCCGCAUAAGCACCUGAUAUUUGUGCUCAACAAGUGUGAUCUUGUACCCACGGGUGUAGCGGUAAGUUCUAUGUUGCCACCCCUCUUUCCCUUCCACGUUCCUUGUAUUUUGUAUCGUCGCCCUUGCUUUUGCUAUCUGCGCACCGUUUUUGGUGCUAUUACCUUUGAUAUCAAUCAGGCUACAUCGGCCUGUGCCAUUGCUAAGUCAAGGCUUCUUCCUGCGACUUUGUGUCGUGUUUUUCUCGAUGGGAGUUUUGUCUGUUACAGCUUUGGUAGAUUGACGCUGGCCCGCGCCGAAUUUCUUUCUGAAGCUAGGCUGACUGGUUUUCGUUUUGAAAGCCAGUCGUUAAGGGCUAAGUUGUGUUCCGUUUUUGAGUUGAGGCUUGCAUCUGCCGUAUGGCGGGCUUUCGUAGCAAGUCUCUUAGUAACGUUCCACACAUUCUAUCUGUUUCUUGUAUUUUUCUUUUUGCUUUGUUUCUACCUUCUGCAAUGAUGCUGCAUCUUGCCUACACUGGUGGUCAAUUACUAACUGGACACCAGGCUGCUUGGGUUCGUCAUCUUUCCAAGGACCGCCCAACUCUGGCCUUCCAUGCUUCGAUCAACAACUCGUUUGGCAAGGGUUCUUUGAUCCAGCUUCUGAGACAGUUCUCCUCUCUCCACGCCGAUCGCAAGCAGAUUGCGGUUGGUUUCAUUGGAUACCCCAACACGGGCAAGUCCUCUAUCAUCAACACAUUGCGAAAGAAGAAAGUGUGUACGGUGGCUCCCAUCCCAGGUGAGACCAAGGUUUGGCAGUACAUCACCUUGAUGAAGCGGAUCUACCUCAUUGACUGCCCUGGUGUUGUCCCACCCAACCAAAACGACAGCCCCGAAGACAUUCUGCUUCGGGGUGUUGUUCGAGUGGAGAACGUGGAGAACCCCGAACAAUACAUUCCCGCUAUCCUGAAGCGGGUUCAGCCAAAGCAUCUCGAGCGUACUUAUGGUGUCAAGAAUGCUGAAGAGCCCAUCGAGUUCUUGAGUGUCCUUGCCCGUAAGGGUGGUCGUCUUCUUCGCGGAGGAGAACCGGAUCUUGAUGGCGUUGCCAAGAUGGUCAUCAAUGAUUUCCUGAGAGGCAAACUCCCGUGGUACACUCCCCCUCCCUACACCCCUACUGAAGGUGAUGAGAAGAUCGAAGGCCGCGAGGGCAGACUCGGCGAGAUGGGUCGCAAGCGAAAGCUUGACGAGACCACGCUGGAGGGCGCUGAAAAAUCCGAAAAUGCCUCUGACAAGAAGCCUGCCUCUGCGGCCGAGGAAGACUUCGAAGGGUUUGGUGACAGUGAUGACGACAAUGACUCGAUCGCCAACCUUGAAAUUAGCGACGAAGAAAGCGGGGAGGAGAACGAUUGAGCGACGACACCCGCCGUUGGCCAGUCAAUCAAGUGCAACGCAAAGCACACCAUAUUGGACAUGGUUCCUCUCGUGCCGUGAACCGACAUCAUCUUGGCGCCGCCCGUCAUUGUUCUCCCUGACAUGGACCGGUCUCAUCCCAUGGUGUUAAUCCAUGGUCGGGUUCCAGACUCAAGUCCCCUGAAAGCCAAAGGUCGAGAACACCAGGCAAACAAAGCGUCGAUCCAGUCGUGGUUUUCCACGACAUCGGUUGGGCAUGCCAACUUGACCGCAGUCUGACUGUGCACACAGUGGCUCCAGCCCGGAGGAGGUGGACUUCUCCAUUGCAGGGUUGUCCAUCCAUCCUCUUCAUAUUAGAUACCCACCUACUCUUAGUUUUUUUAGAAGAAUCAAUUUUGAUCCUUGAUACCUCGUAC